GCUUUCCAAUGGACUACACAUCAAACAAAAAGUCAUGGAUGAACUCAGGGGUUUUUGAGAAAUGGCCAACGGACUUGGACAGACAAAUGAAGAAAAAGAAGAAAAAAAUACUCUUGUUUAUUGACAACGCUACUGCUCACGGUGACAUCCCAAAAAUGAAAAACGUAAAAAUCGAGUUCUUACCUCCAAACAACACAUCCAAGCUACAGCCAUUGGAUCAAGGAAUAAUUAAGAACUUUAAAGUUCAUUACCAGAAGGAAGUUGUAUGCCUCUUCCUUCGUGACCUCGAGGACAAGAACCCUACAAAAAUAAGCAUACUUGAUGCAAUGUGGAUGGCUUCUAAGGCGUGGAACAAUAUUACCGAAAAUACUAUAAAGAACUGCUUCAAGAAAAGUGGCUUUAAACAGCAAGUUGACGAAGAAGAGGAAAGUGUUGUAGAAGACUGUUCAAUUGUUGAAACGGAUAACGGUGAACUUCCUAGUCCUUUACUGUGGAGACAAGUGACUCAGGCCCUUACUUUGGAAGGGCUGUCUUUCGAAGACUCUUUGGCCGUCGAUGACGAGCUUGCUACUUGCGGCCAAUUAAGCGAUGCAGACAUUAUUGCAUCCGUUUCCAAGGACAUGAGUGUAGAAGACAGUGUAGUCGAGGACGGCGAGGAUGAUGACGACAACGAAGUCGAAACGCCUGACCCCACCCUUCGCGAUGCCCGGUGUGCCAUCAACACGUUGCGAAGUUUCCUCCAAAAGAAGACGUCUAUGGAUGACAAAAUAAUCCAGUCUUUAUCCAUUUUAGACGACGCGUUGGACAAAUUGCUAGAAGCCCACAUAGCGCCUAACAACGACGCAGCUGUUACCGUCUCGUGGCCCGUGGACAGAGCCAAGAACCCGCUCAGACUCUCCGGUCGCCAUUUCCCCAGCCCACUACCUGAGACUUCAAGCCGCAAGAGGAAAUUUCAAAGACCUUGCUACGUUGUUGAAAAAGAAGUCCACCUCUGA
Molecule: messenger RNA, 995 nt
Organism: Homalodisca vitripennis (glassy-winged sharpshooter)
Lineage: Eukaryota; Metazoa; Arthropoda; Insecta; Hemiptera; Cicadellidae
Product: tigger transposable element-derived protein 4-like
Exons: 3
Coding region: 9-995 (328 amino acids)
Cellular component (GO): nucleus
Molecular function (GO): DNA binding
Source: RefSeq, a predicted model, not a curated record